Molecule: messenger RNA, 1002 nt
Organism: Penicillium egyptiacum
Lineage: Eukaryota; Fungi; Ascomycota; Eurotiomycetes; Eurotiales; Aspergillaceae
Source: the annotation of a GenBank genome assembly
AUGUUUAACUUGUUGAGUGUGUCACUCGUCACAUCUUCGCUGAGUGUUUUGAUGGGCUCUCUAGUCCUUUACUACCUCCACACAAAGAUGUCAGAGCGAGUUCUAAACAACUUCCAAGCCAGCGAUUCGUGGAUCCCAGAGAAUGAGCUAGUCCUCUUGACUGGCGGCAGCGGUUGCAUCGGCAGACAGAUAAUGGAAGAUCUUUCUCUCAAUAAAGUACGCGUUGUGAUCCUCGAUAUCAAUCGGCCUACCUUUGAGCUUCCAGAAAACGUCACAUUCUAUCAAACAGAUAUAUCGUCGGCCAGAUCCCUUUCCGAAACUGGCGCUGCUAUUCGAAAUUCACAUGGAGAGCCGACUGUUAUUGUGAACAAUGCUGCUGUUUUCCACCAUGGCACCAUUCUCGGAAUGCCAGAGGAGAAAUUGCGUCAGACAUUCGAUGUCAAUAUCAUCUCCCUUUUCCUCAUCAUGAAAGAAUUCCUUCCAUUCAUGGUCCGUACGAACCGUGGCCAUGUCGUUACAGUAGCGAGUGUGGCGAGCUUUGUUACUCUGGGCGAGAUGGUGGACUAUGCUUGUUCUAAGGCUGGCGCUCUUGCUUUCCAAGAAGGCCUUCGGCAGGAGUUAAAGUAUUGGUACAAGGCUCCGAAUGUGCGGACGAGGUUAGUUUGGGAAGCCUUUCUUCGAAGAGAAAUCAUGCUGACAAUACAUAGUAUCGUUCACCCCCUUUGGGUUCAGACACCCAUGAUCGAAGGCUUCACUAGAUAUCAAGCUGAUUUCGGUCAACCACUCCUGGAUCCAAAGGACGUCUCACAGGCAGUGGUGGAACAUAUUGUUAAUCGGAAAAGUGGGCAAACUAUCGUUCCGAGACAUUCCUCGGUGGUUGGAUCUCUUAGGGCCUUGCCACUAUGGCUACAAGAGGCAAUUCGAUCACACUUCUCGAGUACUCUCCUGCAAGUGGGGAUCAAGCGGGCUGCCCAUGAAAAUUCCGGCUCGCUUGUUCCUUAA